Molecule: messenger RNA, 7530 nt
Organism: Anguilla rostrata (American eel)
Lineage: Eukaryota; Metazoa; Chordata; Actinopteri; Anguilliformes; Anguillidae
Gene: rab11fip4b
Product: RAB11 family interacting protein 4 (class II) b
Exons: 17
Coding region: 55-1932 (625 amino acids)
Biological process (GO): endocytic recycling; regulation of cytokinesis
Cellular component (GO): endocytic vesicle; recycling endosome membrane; midbody
Molecular function (GO): calcium ion binding
Source: RefSeq, a predicted model, not a curated record
GGCGCUCGCCGCGCGGUUCCUGGUCUCCCUUUAACAUCAGUGGCGGGCAUCAGAAUGGACGGGCAUGUCAUUCCCGACCAAGAGCAGCUCCUGAUAUUUUUAAAGAAGCUCAAAGAGGUGUUCGAUGUUUGUGACGACGAUGCGGACGGAUACAUUAGUGUUGAGCAUUUCGUGGAUCUUGGAUUGCAGUUCGGGCAAGGAGAUGAGGUGAAGAAGCUGUCCAGAUACCUGGACCCCAACGCACAGGGGCGCCUCAACUUCAGAGACUUCUGCCACGGAGUGUUCGCCAUCAAAGGCUGCGAGGAGCUCCUGAAGACCUCGCUGGGGACCCCCAGCAUUGGCCGGCGAGCGUACGAAACAGACAAUGGAUACUACUAUCAGGAGGACGCGGCGGGACGUCCCGUCGUCAUGUGCGCGCGGCCGUACCCCGCCUGCCCCCCGUUUCUCGACGGGGAGGGGCCGGGCCGAGAGGCGCAGGAGUCGGACAUGGACAGCGCGGUGGAGAGCGCUCCGGGCUCCGAAACCUCGGAGGGGGGCCGGCCCGGGGACAAGGACGAGGGCCUCGGGGGGCUGUUCCUGCCCGGAAACAAGUGUGGUCAGAUGAACCCCUCGGUGACCUCUGACCUGUCCACGCGGUCUUCGGCCUCCCUGAACGAGGAGCAGUUUGAGGACUACGGAGAGGGGGAGGACGUGGACUUCAGUCCCAGCAGCCCCUGCCCUGAUGACGAAACCCGCACCAACGGGUACUCCGACCUGGGCUCCUCUGUUCCGUCCAGCGCCGGGCAGACCCCGCGGAAGAUGAGGCACUUGUACAACAGCGAGCUGAUGGACGUGUACUGCUCCCAGUGCUGCAAGAAGGUCAACCUGCUCAACGACCUGGAGGCGCGGCUCAAGAACCUCAAAGCCAACAGUCCCAACAGGAAAAUCUCAAGCACAGCCUUCGGACGGCAACUCUUCCACAGCAGCAACAUCAGCAGCAGCAACGGCAGCACGGAGGACCUGUUCAGAGACAGCAUCGACUCCUGCGACGUCGACAUCACCGAGAAGGUCAGUUAUCUAGAGAAGAAGGUGUCGGAGCUGGAGAAUGACAGUCUCAUGAACGGCGAUCUCAAGUCCAGGCUGAAGCAGGAGAACACACAGCUGGUCCACAGGGUGCACGAGCUGGAGGAGCAGCUGAAGGACCAGGAGGCGCGGGCGGAGCAGACCGUGGAGGAGGAGCUGAAGAGACAUCGGGAGGCCUACAGCAAGAUGGAGAGGGAGAAGACCACCGAGAUAGAGCUUCUCAGUAACCGGGUCCAGCAGCUGGAGGAGGAGAACGGAGAGAUGAACGCUAGCAUGAAUCGGUUGAAGUCUCAGACAGAGAAACUGGAUGAGGAGAAACAGCGGAUGACUGAUAGACUGGAGGACACCAGUCUGCGGCUGAAGGAUGAGAUGGAUCUCUACAAGAAGAUGAUGGACAAGCUGAGGCAGAACAGACACGAGUUUCAGAAAGAGCGGGAGGCCAUGCAGGAGCUGAUUGAGGACCUGCGGCGGGAGCUGGAGUACCUGCAGCUGUUCAAGCUGGAGACGGAGAAGCCGGGCCGCGGGCGCCUGUCCUCCUGCAGCCUGUCCGAGUUCAGCGCCAAGUCGCGCGAGAUGGAGCUGGAGCACGAGAUCAAGCGCCUGAAGCAGGAGAACCAGAAGCUGCGGGACCAGAACGACGACCUGAACGGCCAGAUCCUCAGCCUCAGCCUGUACGAGGCCAAGAACCUCCUCGCCACGCAGACGAAAGCCCAGUCGCUCGCCGCCGAGAUCGACAGCGCUUCCCGAGACGAGCUGAUGGAGGCCCUGAAGCAACAGGAAGAGAUCAAUUUCCGCCUCAGGCAGUACAUGGACAAGAUUAUCCUGGCCAUCCUGGACCACAACCCCUCUAUCCUUGAGAUCAAGACCUAGACAUCACCGUUGAUGGAAAAGGAAAAAAGAGCCACACUGAGCAGACAGCACCCCCUACAGCCCGGGGGGUGUGCACUGCACCAUCACAGCCACUGGAACUAAAGUCAUUCUGUGUUUACAAAAGGAGUUUUGGUACUUCACUGUAGUAAUGUGUGAAUCACAAGAGAUGUUGAUAUCGUUCAUUGCACUGCACUUCCCCCCAACCACCCCCCUCACCCGCCCCCCCCCGAAUUUUUCGAGUAUAUUUGUCAUUGCUACUGUUGAAGUUUAAAAAAUAAUCAUAAUUAAAGGAGGAAGUCAUUUUUUGUGUUCUUAAAAUGGAAGUGUUUAAGUUUUGCGUAAGUACUAGCUGUGGGUAUACAGGCGCAGUGUUGCACAAAACUGCAGCGGUAUGUACAUAUGUGGAGGUAAACCGUAUGAAUGCAUACGCAGGGAAAGAGAACCUCUGAUAGACAGUCGACCCCCCCCCCCCACCUUCCCCCCCCUGUUAACAGUGACUGUAAUUAACGCCAAACCGCGCACAGAAGCCCCCGGAGAUGGCCGGUGCGGUGGGGGAGCUGGUCAGGUUUUGGAAUGGCGUGUAGGUCGAUUUGAGAAUGUGUGACGUGGCGAGUGAGGGUGUGCGUUAGCUGCUGGUGGCAGCGGUGCAGGACAGCUGCUGCAGGGAGCAGGCUCGGAGUGCUAGGGUUAGGGUUAGGGCUCGGAGUGCUGCAUUUAGGGCUGACGACCCAUUGCACAGCGGCAGCACCACACCGCAGACAGCCGGAGCCAAGGCCCCAUGCCUGGUUAGGAUGGAAUGUUCUUUUACCUGAGGUGAAAGGAUGUGGAUGAUGAGUCAGAUAAGGCGUUUAUGAUGAAAUGCGUUUAUGAUUUGCGGCGUGUGCACCUAGUGGCAUCUGUGUGUGUGUGGGGGGGGUGGGGGGGUGACUGUGUGACUGCAGAUUGUGGAGGCCAGUGGGUUCAAGGAUGUUGCCUGGAAGGGAUUUGAUAAGAAGGUUGGAUACUGCCAGUCUGUGUGAGGCGUACUGAGGCCUCUGAGAUCCUGAAGUCUUUUAGACCUGAGCGAUGUGCCUGGACCACAUGACCCUACGUGGCGCCUCAGUUCGGCUUUCUCAGCUUCUCGUGUGUAAGGGAGAACAGCCUGGGGGGGGCGCUGUUGAGCUGCUGUUCACAACGGGUCCAAAACGCGCAGCGCUGCUGCACCCGCCCGAUGGCGCAUGCAAGGGCUUCCCUCGGGGCAAACGCUCCCCAAACUGAGGAUGGUAAUUUUCGAGAACGGUCGUCAAAUUUCGAUUAACCGGCGUGUUACACGCUCGUGUUUUUGAGUAAGCCCUUCCUGGUUGUGGGCCCGGUUUGUUUUGGACACGUGAUGCUCACGGCGUGCCACCACAACGCUGGGGGUUGGGGCUGAGGUUGGGGUACUCCUGGGAGGGAGAGACGAGGUGUAACGAGCAGGUGUGUUGGUGCCCGUGCCUGGGGGACUUGCUCAAGGUUGAAGGGGGGGGGGGACAGUAGGCCCCUUGGUGGAGCAGCUUAGAGAGCUGAGUGUAAACGCAGCUGCACAAAGGCUUUGCGUAGCAGUGCUCUGGACUUUUUUUUAAAAUCAGCUACAGUAGCGUGAUGACUGUGUGCAGCAGGAACGCAGUGCCAGGCUCCUCUUCACUUCCGUUGCUGAUUCAGUGUGAACAGCACGCUCAUAGGUCUUUGUUCAGCUGAGCAGUUCCACAGGGUUGGUUUUAAAGGGGGGACGAGUUUUAAUGAGAUGCUGACCGACGUUUUCACAAAGCGUCCCAUUGUCCCGCAAACAGGUUGCGCUUCAUUUCGCUGCCCUGACUCUCCGCUGCUCUACCCGCCGCUCCCCCCACCCACCGCUAAAGCUGGCACAGUGAAGGCCAAGGCCGGGCAUGACGGGCAGAAUCCUUAGUCGCUCGCAAUCGCGUGAAAGCGGGGCGGUUUAUGUGAAAGUUCAGAAACGUGCGUGUGAAUAUGCACUGCGGAACACGCUGUAUGCGUGUAAACACGCUUACAUAAAAUCAGUGCUUGAACAAUUUGGUUUUCGAAAUUUAAAUAGAGUUUAUUUUUGCGGAUAGUCCAAGUCCGAGGGUGUAAACAAAAUAAAAUUUAUUUUAAAAACUUUAUUUUUUCACAGAUCUAUAAAUAGUAAAUGGGAGAGGCAGUGAAAGAUGAAAUGGGCACAGAGAUUUUUUUUUUAUUGGUGAAGGUGCUGAACGAGCCAGUCAGUCCACAUGGUCAGUGAUAAAAUUAUGACCAGAUGAGUGAAGGCCUUUGUGGUGUAUAUGUAAAGCCCUGUAAAGUCUGUAUGCGAGCGUGUUGCUUAGCACCUGCAGGAAGAGAAGUAAACUCAUUUUAAAGUUGAUUUUUAUACCCUGCCAUGCUGAAUACUCUCUGUUUUGGGUGGGUUAGAUGCUCACUCAGUUACCCAUAGAUAUCAGCCUGGAGAAUGUCUGGAAAAAACAUUUGUCUUGUGGUGAAGUAUCAACUUAUCCGAUUCACGCGCAUCAAGAGAAACACCAUGGUAGGCUUUAUAAGAUAUGCAGGGCUAAAAUGUUGCAAGCAUUACAAUGCCAACUUCACUUGGGAAUUAGUCAAAAUGCAAACUCACAGCUCCCCCUGGUGGCUGUUACUGCUAAGGCAGCGCUGUGGUCUGAGGUCUAAAUGCUUUUCCAGCAGAAUUUGCAGUGCAACCGAUUUGGUUCACAGUGUUUUGGUGUAACUCUCGUAAUGACUCACAAGAGAAGAAAAUGUCAUCAGGCAAGAAGGUACAGUACUGUACAAAGAAGGUGGGGAAUUAACUGGAAUCUCUGCUUUUUACGCAGUAUUUCUUCCAAGGGUUUCAGGGGUAGUAAUUCAUGUAAUAAAAGCAAUGGUGAUCACAUUUGGGUCGUACAGAGUCCGUGUGUGAUGUGUGCCCUGCCCUGGGCAGCACCAGAAAUAAUGUUUGUGCACUGUAGAUGUCAAUGAAUGUAUCCCCACACAUUUCCCUCCUGUCAAAGGGGCUGUUGUAAAAAAAAAAAAAAUGUAAAAAAGGUACAACUUUACAGAGAUAUUUAAGAAGUCAUGUGCAUAGCAGUAUUUGAACACACGUAAUUAGGGGAAAGGCUACAGUUUUCUACUGUAAACUGUUUGUUUUGCUUUGUUGCACACAAAACGAGUUUCUUUGCAUGCUCUCUCUUUCUGGUAUUUGUGCCUUUUUAUCUCAAACGACAAACUCCCCCCCCCCCCCCCCAUCCCCCAGUCUCCCCUUUGGCCAGCUGCACAGAGCUUUUAUACACUGUAUUCUAAGCUUCUUCUCUUUUUUUUCAUAAAUUGUAAAUCUUGUACAGAAAAUAGUUACUAUUUGUAUCCAUGUGCCACUCAUCACACUUUAGAAUAUGGAAAAAAAUGUAUUUUUUACCAGUUUUAAGAUAAAGUAAGAAGAUGAUGUGUCUGUGAAAACUUUACUGCACAACGUUUUUAAGUUGUUGGUUUAAAUAUGUUUUAUGGUUUUGGGACUUUUUUUCUUUUCCUCUUAUUUAUGACUGCAGUGUUGGUUUGUCAGUUUUUUUUUUUUUUUGUAUUUGUCUUUCUUGAUUUGACUGCUUUUGCUGUUUUGUCAGGUUUCCAUUCACUUAUUUUUCUGUCUUUGCCCAUUUAUCCCAUUUUUAAAAAAAAUUAGUCAAAGGCACUACUACCUUUCCCCCACGUCAAAAGCAAGACAUGCUAGUCCAGAGGCCAGAGGCGACUUUCCAUUCUCAUCGACAGACACCGUGUCCAAACCUGCUGCACGUUGGUUGGUCCUGGUGUGCUUCAUCCUGGGCCACCAUGAUUGUUGCUGGGAGUUGUCUUGUCCUUCUCUUUUGAGAUAAAAGUGGCUAAUCCUGUUAGUUUUAAUGCAUAAUUUUUCCUCUAUUACAUUUCCCGUCCAGCCACAAGUUACGUGCCCAUUGUAUAACAGCCUUAUUUGGUAGAUGUUAAGAUUUAUAUGAGCUUUGCCCUCUGAAAAAUGUGACCUUCCAGUUUUGAGUGUACUGUAGCAGGUCAGAGCACCAUAAUGACUUAAAACACUGGAUUCCCAUUUAUUAUAUAUAUUUUAAUGGCGUCAGUCGUUGCUCUUGUUCCACAAAGUAGGCCUAUCCUUGGGAUUGCACAAUAUGAACAGGGCAUUUGAGCAUUGACAUUGCAAUGAGAGGACUGGCAGAGGGGGUAAUACUGCCUGGUCACCCAAAUCAGAGCAUUGCUUUAUUUCUUUAAUCCCGGGAUUUUCUUUAGUAGGCCUAAUUUACAUCUCUGCACCACCCAGUGCAGUGGUUUUAUAUUAACACACACACAGGCUGACGCCAGUUCUUACAGGUAAUUGUGAUGUACAAACUUCAGCUGUAAAUAAAAUGAUUUGCUUUGGCAUGACUUUAAAAAAAAUGUUUUGUCUUUUUUGUCUUCGUUUAAGCAGUACGGCCGCUGAACAGCUAUUGAUGUUUAAUCCUGGCGCGUGAAAUCGUUCUGUAAGCGAUUCCAUAAUGGCAUACCGCUCGAGGUCAUUUUUGUAGUGUUCUGACCACGUUUCAUUGGAACGAAUUAUUAGGCUAAAUGUUGUCUGUAGGGGGACCGUGUGGCAUGGAGACGUCAGGCUUGGUAAAAGAGAGGACGUGGUUAGCGUCCAUGAAUUGUAGUAGGAGGAAGACAGGCGUUGAGCAGAGAGACGGAAAGCGACACGGGCGAGUGUGCCGUGUGACGCCCCGAACAUGUCAAGCUCAACCCGCAGAGAGCGGCGCAGGUACUGCCUGUCCGCCGAGGCGAAGGAAGAGACGGAGAAGGAGAUUGAGUUGGAAACACAGAGAGACCCUGGCCACAUUGCAGCAUCCAUUGGAAGAUGAGGACUGGGAGAAGGAGAUUAAGGAGGCAGCUCCCACUGAGGAUUGGGACAAGGAGACAUACGACUCUGUCUAUGACCCGGAGGACGCGCUGUGCGUCGGCAUGCUUCGGACGACCCUGAACCCCGAACCUCGCGGUGUCGACCGCGACCUCUACAGCCCCGCCCUGCACCACGUCUCCCCGGUCAAGUGGGUCCAGCUCGCCCCCCAAAUCGUGGCUGACCAGUUCAUCGAUGCCGAGGAAUAAGUUUGUGUCCUUCCUGUUGUUUCGUUGUCCCCAAACGUUUUAAUUUCACUUCGAAUGGAAACCAUUUUAGUUUUUGGGGUGGGUGGGUGGGUGGGUGGGUGGGGGGGGGGGGGGGAGUGGAGGGUUAGCAUUUGAUUGUUUUUGUUUUUAUUGUUGGUCAGACAGUUUCCUGUGAUUGGGAGAGGAAAGAUGGAAGCGAUAAACAGAUCUUAGUGGUUUUGUGUUUCUGGUUCCGUGGUGAUGGAUGCGCUGUUUAUGAAACGGUACGAAGCACUGAGUUGAAGGACAGAAGUCUGGAGCCCAGGGGACGGCCCGUACAGUGCUGCUUUUUCAGCCGUUCUCUCUGUUUAUUUUUAUUCCAUAAGCCGUGGCAGCUCUGUAAGUCACCAAGUUCACUUCUGAGACGCAAGAGGAAAUGGCGGGCAUUCUCCACACCAUGUUCAUUUUCCAUCUCGUUGGCGUAAAUAAACAAGUUACACCAAA